Messenger RNA from Astyanax mexicanus (Mexican tetra), 1470 nucleotides. RefSeq names its product mitochondrial ribosomal protein L44 (gene mrpl44). Bases 57 to 1049 code for a protein of 330 amino acids. The record is from RefSeq and is a predicted model, not a curated record. Lineage: Eukaryota; Metazoa; Chordata; Actinopteri; Characiformes; Acestrorhamphidae. Gene Ontology annotation, biological process: regulation of gene expression; primary miRNA processing; rRNA processing. Gene Ontology annotation, molecular function: ribonuclease III activity; double-stranded RNA binding. Gene Ontology annotation, cellular component: nucleus. The transcript has 5 exons.
AGUCCUCUGGGCCCGCUGGGGUCGCUGUUGGAAUCUGUAGCAGUGGAAAAACAGUAAUGGCGGCGUGCUGGACGCUUCUGAAGCUGAGCUCGGUAGCGUUCGGUUAUCGGCAUAUGUGUAGAAACGUGUUGCUGAAUCAGAGCCGGGAGAAGAAACGCUGGGCGAAAGCUUUAACUCUGAUUACGGAGAGGAAAAGAAGAAUUGAGGGAGAACCAGCGCCGAAACCACGCAAUCAGCAGCCUAACUGGGAUUACCAUGCUGAGGUGGAAGCUUUCAGUGCACGACUGAAGGAACGUUUCUCGACUGAGCUGCUGAAGACAGCCUUUGUGAGCCCCUGCUAUCUGCGCAGUGAGUUGGAGAGGCGCAGACUACUGGGUCUAAACACUGAAGAUGCAGUCCUUAAUAUCAGAGAGAAUACUCAGUUGAGAGAACACGGACAGCAAUUCACACUAGCUUUCCUCAAGGACUGGUGCAAGAGCAACUUCCCCAGUCUACCUGAGGCAGGUGUGACCGCCAUUGUGAAUUAUCUUACUGGGUCUGAGGUCAUGUGUCACGUGGCACGGAAUCUGGCUGUGGAGGAACUGUCAAUGGCUGCUGAGUUUCCUGUUCCUGAUGACGUCCUGCAGGGAAUGUUCUUUGCUGUAAUUGGUGCUCUGGAGCAGAGCAGUGGUUCUGAGAGGGCGGGCAUUUUUGUCAGGGACUUCCUGGUCACACAGCUGAUAGGAAAGGAUCUGUUUGAAAUCUGGAGGGUGGUGAACCCAAUGGGCUUGCUGGUGGAGGAGCUGACCUGUAGAGGUGUGCCUCCCCCUGAACCACGACUCAUCCAGGCCACUGGCACCAACACGGUCCUUCCACUUUAUUUUGUUGGACUUUACAGUGAUCAAAAGCUGAUUGCUCGGGGCCCCGGUGAGACCUUGCUGGCUGCAGAGGAGGAGGCAGCGUGUGUGGCUCUAAGAAAACUUUUUGGCUAUAUGGAAAACCGCAAACCCUCUGACUUCACACCCCCAGAGCGGAGUCAGCCAGCAGCCACUCAUGCACUUACCAGAUGAUGCGCUUCCAUAUUCGCUUCAUCUCCCUGACGUUUACUUUCUGCAUCACAUGAUGCGGCAGUGAACAAUGCUCUUACAAAAAUGUGAGUUCAUAAAUAAAACUUAUUUAUAUCAUUAUCCUGCUGCUUCAGCCACUGCAGCAGACAACAAAUAUCUGUAUACCAUGAAUUUAAUUGAUACCUGCUUAAUUUCAGUUUACCCAUUACAAAUAAUGAUUGUUCUUUAUUUGAGAGCAUCAGUAAGGCUAAUUUGCAUCUUAAAACUGAAGGUUAAAAUUCCACUAGCUUGAACAUGAGAUAAAUGUUAAGGUGCUUUAUAUUGCGGAUCAUGUAAUCUCAUUGCUGUCCUGCUUGGCUUGCAGUCAUGUUGGCAAUAAACCAGCUCCUUUGGAAUCAAUAAAAGAAGACCUCUUUUGGUUUAA